Molecule: messenger RNA, 962 nt
Organism: Apis mellifera (honey bee)
Lineage: Eukaryota; Metazoa; Arthropoda; Insecta; Hymenoptera; Apidae
Gene: Atg10
Product: ubiquitin-like-conjugating enzyme ATG10
Exons: 5
Coding region: 283-876 (197 amino acids)
Biological process (GO): macroautophagy; protein modification by small protein conjugation; protein lipidation
Cellular component (GO): intracellular anatomical structure
Molecular function (GO): Atg12 transferase activity
Source: RefSeq, a predicted model, not a curated record
UUGGAUGCCGAUCGUUGCAUGUGAGGUACUAUAUAUAUAUAUAUAGUGCAAGCGACAGUAUACACGCUAUCGGCGCAUGUAACUAUAGCGGGAAUAACCGAACAUAACCGAAUAUUCUCGAACAUUGCCGAUGCAAAAUAGCCGACAAUUGACUGAGCGUCGAGGGGUCGGACAGAAAAGAGACAAGCCAUUCCUUUGGGUGUACAGCUUCCCCUUUCUCAACUUUAUCAUGAAAUUAACAUAUUAUUGACUUUUAUAAAAAAAAGGAGUGAUCUGAGAAUAAUGGAUGGUCCAGGUACGAUCACAUGGGAGGAAUUUCUCGGAGAUGCUGAAAAAUUCGUACAAAUGUCGAAUUAUAUAUCUGACGGAUGGGAUCUUCGAGGUAAUAAGAAUAUACCAGGUGAAGUAUACGUUGUUCGCCGACAGAAACAAUACAUUUACAAUAAUUCAAAUAAUUAUACGGCAUUGGAAAAUAACGAUCUCAAUUUUAUGUUGAAAAAAGAAGAUCCAUUCGAAGCCACUUGUCCCAUCGAGAGACCAUUAAUUACGGAACAUCAUGUACUAUGGUCGAUGAGUUAUAGCGUUCCAGUGCUUUAUUUUAAUGGAUGGAAAUCAGAUUUUCCGGGUAUUAAUUCAAUAUCAAUGGAAGAAGCGCAAUCCUUUGUUUGUGAUAGAGAAUUGAAGUACAAAGAUUUAUCUCAAGCAAUACAUCCUAUAUUAGGUACACCUUUUUUAUAUUUGCAUCCUUGUAUGUCUCAUGAACUUCUACAAAUAACCAGCAAAAGUAAAAAUAAGUUAGUCAGUUGGCUCAGUACCGUUGCUCCUGCUGCUCUUAAUCUUAAACUACGUCCCGAAUAUUAUCAAUUAACUAUUUAAUGUAUAAAUUUUAAAAUAUCAAAUAAUUAAAUUGUAAUAUAUUGUGUAACUUUAAAAAAAAAAACUGUCUGUACUGAAUAAAAUUA